CCUGUGCUGCCGUUGGCAAUCGCCUGGACUGUGGCCUCGCCUUGGACCCCGAUAUGGUGGUCGCGGGAAGGGGUCCGGGCACUAGCCCUGAACUUUCCCCGGGGCCCUGCCCCUACGCAGAGCGUCGCUUCCCUGGUGACGUGACGCUCUUUCGCGGCGCACUUGUUCCCGGGCGGGUAGAUGCGCGGCCGCCAUUUUGCGAGCGUUAAGUCACCUGAGGUCUGGCAACUUUAGAGUGUUGUGGAACUCAAACCGUUCUGGGUCCCGCGACAUCCGUGCUCUGUCACCAACAACGACGGUAAUAAAUGUUUUUAAGUGCUACGUCAUACAUCCUGUUCGACAUGGAAGUUUUGGAACUGUAUAUACGUCCAUUUCCUCGCCCCAUUUUUACAUUUUUUUCCACAAGUGGAUUUGCGGUGGCCUUUUUAUAUAUAAGGAACCAGAAUGCUCAUAAUUGAAACAUUAUGCAAAAGUAUCUGUUUGUUAAUAUAAUAAGGAAACGUUCCCCGAGUCAAAAACAAAACAAAACACCUCGGCGGAUUUACUAGUGGCACUCAUUUCAGGGCCAGGAAAAUCUACCAGGUUGCCACAAAGUCCCCAGUUUUGCUGGAGUUAUAAAGUUAUCCAAGUGGCCCGCGUCCACCGCCUCCAUUUCCUACGAUUUUUUAUUUCUCCCCUUUGUUCUGGGCACCUUCCAGAUAGGGGGUUGGAAGCCCGCGGGGCGGCCCUUGAGAGCUUUAAAUUGGUCUCAACUGAUUUAGAGGCUCGUGUAAGGAACGUUGAAGCCAGUUUGUUUGGUACCAGGGCACCUGUCUUUCUCCAGGGGACUGAUACCCUCGCCAUUCUGUAUACUUGGGCUCCUGAGUGACAGGAGGAGGAAGGGUUUUUUGUUGUUUUUUUUUUCUUCCAAAUUGUUGAUUGUUUUUCAGGCUUUCUUAGACGUGAUGGCGUAGUUUUUCAUUUUUAAAUUUUGCUAAUUGAGAUGUGCACUGGAGCUACAGAAACAGAAGAGGAAUACAGAAAUCAUUCUGGGGAACUAAGGAAGGCUGUGGUCUGGUUUUAAAGACAAGUAGAAGUUAGCUGGAUGAAGAUGUGGGAGAGAGGUAUUUCAGAUUGCACUGUUCUUAGUAGAAGAGACACUUCCCCCUCUCCAAAGAGUAUUAAUAAGAAGACAACAGUUUUCCAUAUCUAUAGUAUUGGUCAUGAUGGCUAAAGUCAAAAGCGUCACAGUGGAAUCUGUUAUUAAGGAUAUGCAGCUUAUGAAAGACUCUAAGGCUUUUAUAUCACACCAGAAAAGGUUUCCUGAACUCUAGCAAGUGGAGCCACAAACAAAUAUUGAUAGAGUAUCAACUAUAUACCAGGUGUUCUGAACACUGGAAUUUGUGCACUGAACAAGCAAAGAAGUGGGUGCCCUCAUGAAGUCACCUUUGUUUCUCUAUACUGGAACCUAGAGAGAAUCAUUGGAGGAAGGAAAUGGAGUGGAGCGGAGAGAAAAACAGGAGGAGGGGUGCAGCAGAUGUCGCUAGUGCCAUGGAUCGUACCUUUUCAACUGCAUCAAAAGAUGGAGAAGGAGCGUGCUACACAUCUCUGAUUUCUGACAUCUGUUACCCUCCUCGGGAGGAUUCUACAUAUUUCACUGGAAUCCUUCAGAAAGAAAAUGGCCACCUUGCCACAUCAGAGAGUGCUGAGGAGUUGAGUACCCCCAGACCCUCCUUACCAGACGUGCCUGGAACGGAGCCUCAUGGCUUACUUAGUUCUGAUUCUGGAAUAGAGAUGACUCCUGCAGAGUCCACCGAAGUAAACAAGAUCUUAGCUGAUCCCCUGGACCAGAUGAAAGCAGAAACCUAUAAGUACAUUGACAUAACCAGGUCAGAGGAGGUGAAAUGUCAGGAGCAACGCCACUCCAAGGUGGAGGAGAAGGACUUGGACAUAAAGACUAAAAACUCUGAAAUCUCAACAAAACCAGAAGAGGUCUGUGAGCCUGAGAAACCAGCUCCUGUGGAGGGAAAAAUCCUCAAGGACCACUUGUUUGAAGAGUCAACAUUUGCACCCUACAUAGAUGACCUGUCUGAAGAGCAACACAGCGCGUCUGUGAUCACCGCCCCUGUCAAAAUCACGCUGACUGAAAUUGAACCUGCUGUUGAAACUGCUGCCCAAGAGCAGACCCCGGUGAAGCAAGAUAUCUGUCUGAAACCAAGUCCUGACACAGUCCCCACCGUCACCGUCUCAGAGCCUGAAGAUGACAGUCCAGGAUCUGUCACUCCUCCAUCUUCUGGAACAGAACCAUCUGCUGCAGAAUCCCAGGGGAAAUGCAGCAUCUCGGAGGAUGAGCUGAUCACUGCCAUUAAAGAAGCAAAGGGGUUAUCCUAUGAAACCAGCGAGAGCCCACGGCCAGCGGGCCAGGCAGCGGAUCGGCCCGAAGCCAAGGGUAGGUCAGGGCUGCCGACCAUCCCUAGCCCCCUGGACCACGAGGCCAGCAGUGCAGAGUCAGGGGACUCGGAGAUCGAACUGGUGUCCGAAGACCCCCUGGCCGGUGAGGACGGGCUGCCCGCCGGCUAUGUGACCUUUGGCCACGUGGGAGGCCCGCCGCCCUCGCCUGCAUCCCCGAACAUCCAGUACAGCAUCCUGAGGGAGGAGCGCGAGGCCGAGCUGGACAGCGAGCUCAUCAUAGAGUCGUGUGACGCCUCCUCGGCCUCAGAGGAGAGCCCCAAGCGGGAGCAGGACUCGCCCCCAAUGAAGCCUGGCGCCCUCGACGCCAUCCGGAGGAGCCGAGCCGGGCGCGCACGGGCCGAGGAGGGUGCGCCCAGCCGGGGAGGCCUGGCCGAGCAGGGCUCCUUUCUAAAGUUCCCCCUCGCUGCCUCUCAAGCCGGUCCUGAGCUGCCCUCGGGAGAAGGCGCCCGGGCGCCGGAGGAGGCUGCGGCACAGCGGAAACCCGCGGAAGCCCUGAGUUCCAACCAAAGCCCAGCGGCCACGAAGGGCCCAGGGCCUCGGGAUCCUGGAGCACCCCUUCUGCUGUUUCUCAAUAAGCAAAAAGCUAUUGACCUGCUGUACUGGCGGGACAUCAAGCAGACCGGCAUAGUGUUUGGGAGCUGCCUGCUGCUGCUCUUCUCCCUGACUCAGUUCAGCGUGGUGAGCGUCGUGGCCUACCUGGCCCUGGCCGCGCUCUCGGCCACCAUCAGCUUCCGCAUCUACAAGUCUGUGUUACAAGCCGUGCAGAAAACCGACGAGGGCCACCCUUUCAAGACCUACUUGGAGCUUGAGAUCACCCUCUCCCAGGAGCAGAUUCAGAAGUACACAGACUGCCUGCAGUUCUACGUCAACAACACACUUAAAGAACUGAGGAGGCUCUUCCUCGUCCAGGACCUGGUGGAUUCCUUAAAAUUUGCAGUCCUGAUGUGGCUCCUGACCUACGUUGGCGCUCUCUUCAAUGGCCUGACCCUGCUGCUCAUGGCUGUGGUUUCAAUGUUUACUCUACCUGUAGUGUAUGUUAAGCACCAGGCACAGAUUGACCAAUAUCUGGGACUUGUGAGGACUCACAUAAACGCUAUUGUGGCAAAGAUCCAGGCUAAAAUCCCAGGCGCUAAGAGACACGCCGAGUAAGCUGACAUCCCACCGGGGACUGGACACAAACAGGAAUGUCUGCCGUAGUAACAGCUCUGUUCUUACAUGUUACUGCAAAUUGAUUGUUUCUCUCUCUCCCCCCACCCCCCAUACCAUAAUCUUAGAGACAAACUUUAAAACAGCUGUUUUUAGGCUGUUCCUGUACUCUUAGGAUAUUUGAGUCAUUUGUGUCAAGCACUAAAAUAUAGAGAAAAGUGUAUUAGAUGUGGUUUUUAAUUUUGUGUUGCUAAAAAAAAAAAAAAGUGCAUGAUGGUGAGAGCCCACGGCCCUUCCCUCCCCCACAGUGUUCUCCUCCUCUGCGAUGCUCUGUAGCUUCUCUUGUUCCUGUGGCUACGCCUUCCCCGCCAAGUGCACCGAUGCAGUAGUGGAAGUCGCUUCUAUGUCCUCGGGUUGCUGGUCGGAUUAACCUUUACUAACAACAUAUAGAAUCGUAGACUGAUGUUUUAGUGUUUUUCCAACACACACACACACACACACACACACACACAACGUAAAAAUAAAAAGUCGACUGUACUUAUGGUAAUCAGUUUUGUAUAACUUAAAUCAAUGAAUAAACCCCAAACAAACAUGCAGUACUUUUGUUGUGUGGGACCGAUGGACUGAUUUACAUGUAUGGUAACUAAAAAGUACCAGCAUGUCAACUUUAUUACAAUUUGUAUUACUUCCUCUGUAGUUCCUAAUGGACUUAAUUAUGGACUCUGGAUAUUUGCACUUAUGUACUUGAUACUGAAUGCAUAAAUAAA
Talpa occidentalis (Iberian mole) is the source of this 4364-nucleotide messenger RNA. It is a transcript of the gene RTN1, whose product is annotated as reticulon 1. The transcript is spliced from 14 exons. The record is from RefSeq and is a predicted model, not a curated record. Gene Ontology annotation, cellular component: neuron projection; postsynaptic density. Gene Ontology annotation, biological process: neuron differentiation; endoplasmic reticulum tubular network formation; brain development. The coding region runs from base 1474 to 3600 and encodes 708 amino acids. Lineage: Eukaryota; Metazoa; Chordata; Mammalia; Eulipotyphla; Talpidae.